Pieris brassicae (large cabbage white) is the source of this 5269-nucleotide messenger RNA. RefSeq names its product probable V-type proton ATPase subunit D 2. Gene Ontology annotation, cellular component: proton-transporting V-type ATPase complex; vacuolar membrane. Gene Ontology annotation, molecular function: proton-transporting ATPase activity, rotational mechanism. The record is from RefSeq and is a predicted model, not a curated record. NCBI's taxonomy places the organism in Eukaryota, Metazoa, Arthropoda, Insecta, Lepidoptera, Pieridae. The transcript has 6 exons. The coding region runs from base 117 to 4952 and encodes 1611 amino acids.
UUCAUCUAUCAAUCGAAAUUCUUUUAAACCCAAAAAAAAACCAAUAAAAUGCCGUAGUAAAACCAAUUUUCAACCAAAAAAUUCCAGUAAAAACCAUAACAAAAUCCGUUUAAACCAUGAAGGACGACGACGAGGAUGAGGAAAACACCUUCGGUGUCACCAGAUACCCCUGCAUGCCAUCUCUGGUGGCCCUCCAGCAGAUGCGGAACCGUCUCCAUCUGGCUUUCCUCGGAAGGAAGCUCAUGAAAUGGACCAUGACAGCCACCGGACGGGAGAUGAGGCGAAUUGCUGGAGAGAUCGACGCAAUAUACAAAGGCUUUGACGCCGAUUUGCGAAACGCUUACAUACUUUUGGCAAGAAGUCGCUAUUUCUAUCCGACCCUCAACCAGAUGGUGUUGGAGAACAUACCCAAUAAGGCUGCCGUCUUGGUGUUGCCAUCAUCGAAGGCUAUGUCUGGUGUGAAGCUCAUGAGCUAUGCUAUUAUUGAGACAAAUACACAAAACUACGUACACCUGGGCCUAGAAAAGGGUGGCCAGACUAUAUUGGAAACGAAAAAGGCGUGGCUAGAACUUCUCAAAAGGCUCAUUUCAAUGCUGCAAUUGCGUACCAGUUUCUUAACAGUGGAGCUUACGAACAGAGCAGCUACCAAGAAAUAUAACGUACUAUCGAAAAUGGUUGUACCACGUGUCAAACUCAGUGAGAAAUAUAUCGUAUCGGAGAUGGAGGAAAUGGAACGAGAAGACAACUUUCGUUUAAAACGAUUCAAAGAACUUAAGACUAAGAAGAAUCAAGCAAGUAAUGCACAAAAGUGUCCUGCAUGUAAAAUGCCAAUUGAUAAAUGUAUAUGUGAAAAGCCUUUAGAAGGACAACGCAUAGUAUGUCCAAUUUGUGACGAUAAAACAGAACCUAAAGAUAAAGAAUGUGUUUGUGUUCGCAAAGAAGAAGAACAAAUUAUACAACCAGUUUCUAAAGUUAAAUUAGACGAAAAUGUAUGUACGUUUAAUGAAACUGUGGGUGACGUUUUAAGGGAAGUACGUUCAUGUCCCGUAAUCGCUGAAGAAGAAGAUAAGCAACCAGUCCAAAUUAUAAAAGAGGCUACAGUUACACCAGAAAAAUCUUGUACUUGUGUUGACAAUUCAGUAGACUGGAAUACCCUUUGCAAAAUUAUUGGUACCGAGAAAUUAAAAGAAUUAAAGGAUAUAUAUACAGCAAAAAGUAAACAAAGUCAGAAUGAAUGUUCAUGUGAACAUAUAGACUCUAAAAGUAUGACAGAAACUCCAGAAAAUUCGUGUACGUGUGUGCCUAAGCCUGUGAACUUAGAAGACCUUUGCAGAAAAGUUGACGUAGAAGAAAUGCAACGAAUUAAGGACAUCUACCUGCAAAAAGCACUUAACCCUGAUCCAAGUCAAUAUGAAUGUAGCUGCGAACCAAUUAAAAAUAAAUCAAAUUCAAAUGAAGGUAAAAGUGAUACAAAAUCGGUACAGGUACCAUCGAAUACACAUGAAUGUUUGAAAUGCCAAAAGAUCAAAAGCAAAGAUUCUAAAAACGUUUCUAUAAACAUUAAUGAUAACAAAGACGAAGAAGAAAAUGCAAAUGUCCAACCCCAACAGGACAAAGAUAUUGUGGGUGACGAUAAUACAGACACUAAAGAGAAAGAAUGUAUUUGUGCCCACCAAGAAGAAGAACAAAUUAUACAACCAGUCUCUAAAGUUACAUUAGACGAAAAUGUAUGUACGUUUGAUGAAACUGUGGGUGACGUUUUGAGGGAAGUAUGUUCAUGCCCCUUAAUCGCAGAAGAAGAUAAGCAACCAGUCCAAAUAAUAAAAGAGGCUACAGUUACACCAGAAAAAUCUUGUACUUGUGUUGACAAUUCACUAGACUGGAAUAACCUUUGCAAAAUUAUUGGCACCGAGAAGUUAAAAGAAUUAAAAGAUAUAUAUACAGCAAAAAGUAAACAAAGUCAGAAUGAAUGCCCAUGUGAACCGAUAGAAUCUAAAAGUAUGACAAAAACUCCAGAAAAGUCAUGUACGUGCAUGCCUAAGCCUGUAAAUUUAGAAGACCUUUGCAGAAAAGUUGACGUAGAAGAAAUGCAACGAAUUAAAGACAUCUAUCUGCAAAAAGCACUUAACCCUGAUCCAAGCCGAUACGAAUGUAGCUGCGAACCAAUUCAAAAUAAAUCAAAUUUAAGCGAAGGUAAAAGUGAUACGAAAUCGGUAAAAAUACCAUCGAAUACACAUGAAUGUUUGAAAUGCCAAAAGAUCAAAAGCAAAGAAUCUAAAAACGUUUCUAUAGACAUUAAUGAAAACAAAAACGAAAAUGCAAAUGUCCAACCCCAACAGGACAAAGAUAUUGUGGGUGAUUCUCAAGAGCUCGGCAUAACUGUAACUGAGUUUAAGGAAUUUGUAACAAUUAAAAGAUUUAGAAAAGAAGAUGGUACGAUUGGAGAGGAGAGACAAGUUGUAACUGUAAAGAGUGAAGCCAAACAUCCGCCGAAUACUGACACACAGUCCUGUUUAUCCUGUAAAAGUUUGAAACAGAAAAACUCGUCAUCUACCCAAGCAAAAGUAAAAAUAACAUUUCCGGUUGAAAAGAAACCCAGCGAGACAUCUAAUGUUUCAGUCAAGUCCUGUACAAUUUGUAAAAUGAAAGCAAGUGGGAGUAACAUUUCGGUGGAUUCAAGAGUAUCUUUUAAAAAAAUAGAGCGUGCUAGUAAAGCAACCCAGACUGGAGAUAAAUCUAAAGGGACAUGCUGCAAAAUGAAUAAAGGAGAAAAAUCAAGUUCAGCUACCAGUUCUAUGGACGGUAAAUCAUCUGAUACGUGUUUGAAGCAUUCGUCCAGUAACAUUACUAAUCGCACCAAAAGCUGCUGUUUAAUCAAAAUUGUAUCCAAACCUAAGGAUGACCAUAGUAAAGACGAUAAACUCAUAGCUGACAACUGCUUCGAACUUAUAAAACGUAUCUUGUUAGAAUCGAAUAAAUCUAACGCGUCUAAACCUAGCGUUUGUUCUUGCCAGUCAAAAAAUGAAGUGAAAUGUUCAAAGAGUCAAACAUCUACCAAAACAUGUGAAUGUACGAAAUCUUCACCAUCAUUAAAAUCCGAGAAAUCACCGCAAUAUUCCUCGGAAUCAUUUGUUUCCUGUAAAGAUUCGAUAUGUAAAAAGAAGGAGUCAGAAUCGUCUUGCAAGUGUAAAUCAGAAACGAAGGACGAUACCUGCCCCGCUUGUGGUUCUAAAGUUGCACCAUCAAAACCUGUUAAUAAAUCGAGCGAAUGUUCUUGUGUGAAAUCUAAACCUACCAAAUUUGAAUCCAAUCCAUCUUUAUUAUCCUAUGAUUCAUUUCAAAAGUCUAUAGGCAUAGAAACUGACUGUCCCAAAUGCGUCAAAUCGCAAAGUGCAGCACGGAACAGCGCUUGCCAACAACCAAAGCCUGAAUGUCCACUUUGUUCCAAACACUCAAAAAGCUUCAAAUCCAAGUCUGAUUCGAGUAUACAACAAACGAAAUGCUGUUUACAACCAAAAAUAGAAUCUAUACAAUCAAAAUGUCCGACUUGCGCUCAAAAGAAUGCUAGCUUCUGCAAUUCUGCGAAACCCAACUGCCAAUGUUCCCAAGACUCGAGUACUUCCAAAAAUACUUCAGAACAUUCAAAAUCUUGUGUGCAAGUUGUGGAAUGUGAAAGUUGUUGUGAACCAAAGGCAAAAGAAGAGCAACAAACAAAAUGCUGUAAACAACCAAGAACAGAAUCUAAUCAAUCGAAAUGUCCCAUUUGCGCGCAAAAAAAUGCCUGCUCCUGCAAUUCUGCGAAACCCAACUGCCAAUGUUCCCAAGACUCGAGUACUUCCAAAAAUACUUCAGAACAUUCAAAAUCUUGUGUGCAAGUUGUGGAAUGUGAAAGUUGUUGUGAACCAAAGGCAAAAGAAGAGCAACAAACAAAAUGCUGUAAACAACCAAAAACAGAAUCUAAUCAAUCGAAAUGUCCCAUUUGCGCUCAAAAGAAUGCUAGCUCCUGCAAUUCUGCGAAACCCAACUGCCAAUGUUCCCAAGACUCGAGUACUUCCAAAAAUACUUCAGAACAUUCAAAAUCUUGUGUGCAGGUUGUGGAAUGUGAAAGUUGUUGUGAACCAAAGGCAAAAGAAGAGCAACAAACAAAAUGCUGUAAACAACCAAGAACAGAAUCUAAUCAAUCGAAAUGUCCCAUUUGCGCGCAAAAAAAUGCCUGCUCCUGCAAUUCUGCGAAACCCAACUGCCAAUGUUCCCAAGACUCGAGUACUUCCAAAAAUACUUCAGAACAUUCAAAAUCUUGUGUGCAAGUUGUGGAAUGUGAAAGUUGUUGUGAACCAAAGGCAAAAGAAGAGCAACAAACAAAAUGCUGUAAACAACCAAAAACAGAAUCUAAUCAAUCGAAAUGUCCCAUUUGCGCGCAAAAAAAUGCCUGCUCCUGCAAUUCUGCGAAACCCAACAGGCAAUCUUCCCAAGACUCCAAAAAAACUUCGGAACAUUCAAAAUCUAGUGUACAGUUUGUGGAAUGUGAAAUUUGCUGCGAAUCAAAGGUAAACGUAGUUCAACAAACAAAAUGCUGUAAACAACCAAAAACAGAAUCUAAUCAAUCGAAAUGUCCCAUUUGCGCGCAAAAGAAUGCUUGCUCCUGCAAUUCUGCGAAACCCAACAGGCAAUGUUCCCAAGACUCCAAAAAACCGUCAGAACAUUCAAAAUCUAGUGUACAGUUUGUGGAAAGUGAAAUUUGCUGCGACCCAAAGUCAAAAGAUGUUGCUACGAGCACAAGAAGAUCUGAUAGAUAUGAUGUAAGAAAUAUAGAGAUGCUCAAGCCCAAUAAACAGUUAUCACUUACUGCAAUAAACAGUUGCACUUGCUCGUCUGCCAGUAAUGUAGCUGGAGAUAAAUGGUUUGAGCCACCCCAGAAAGCGAGCUCAUAUCAUGAUAGAUGCUAUCAUUAAAAGUUGAAUGUUUUGAUAACUCUGAUUCAAAAUUGCCAUAAGAGUAUAACAUUGAAUUCUACUUUUAUACAUGCAUGCAUACGGACAUAGUUUGACAAAAUACAUUAAAAAAUUUAAGCACUACGUCUGCCACAAUCGCUGGACCCGAAGUACAAAGUCGCGAAGCACUAUUACGACUGUUUUCAAUGUUUUCUCAUUUUAACUUUCUUGUGUUAUGAAAUAACUGUAUUUUUUUUUAGAAAUUUUCGCAAAACAUUUUAUUUAAAAAAAACGAGGAUGUCUUUAUACCAUUUACCUAAUUUUACUUUCUUGAAAUA